Messenger RNA from Hypomesus transpacificus, 2863 nucleotides. RefSeq lists its product as uncharacterized. The transcript is spliced from 17 exons. Lineage: Eukaryota; Metazoa; Chordata; Actinopteri; Osmeriformes; Osmeridae. The record is from RefSeq and is a predicted model, not a curated record. The coding region runs from base 23 to 2785 and encodes 920 amino acids. Gene Ontology annotation, molecular function: protein binding.
GGGCGAGGUGGAGGAGAGAGGGAUGCGGAGUUACGUGUUCAACCUGAGGAAACUCAACGGGUUGCCGCAUCACCUGGUGCUCUCUGGUCAGAUUCUGCCCUUCCUGUCGGAGUGCGUGUUCAACUACGAGUUCCUGUUGCACAAAGCCUGGGGCCUGUCUGUUCUUCACGUCGAGGAAGAUCUGAAGAAAGCCACGUUGCCUGACAAAGAGCUACUGGAUGUGAAGGUGUGGGCGGGGGCUCUGCAGCUUGCCAGGCCUGUGUUAGAAAGCGACCCCUGUCAGCUGGCCUCCCAGAUCCUGGGCCGCCUGGGUCAGAUGGUCAUCGAGGACCGCCCCGUGGCUCCAGGUGACCCUCGUAUGUUCACCUACCUCCACGCCCUGCUGGCCCAGUGUGCCCAGUCCUCUGUGCCAGCCCUGGUGCCCUCCUACACCUGCCUGCUGCCCCCUGGGGGGCUGCAGCACACCCUGCUGGCAGGCCACAGCUCUACUGUGACCGCCGUAGGAGGGGGGCAGCGGGGGACAGUGGCGGUGUCGGGCGGGGGAGACGGGACCCUGACGCUGUGGGACCUGGAGCUGGGGCGGGCUGUGAGGACCCUGGAGGGGGAGGGGGGCGUGGUGGCGGACGCCCUCACCCUGGGACUGGGGGAUAAGAUGGUGGCCGUCCGCAUGGGACAGACUCUACAGGUGAGAGAGGUGGAUUCUGGAAAAGUGGUGUACACCGAUAGGGACUCGAUGGAUGUUCCCGUGGUAACCACGGCCUGUGACGGACAGCUGCUGGUGGCCUUCUAUAACGGCAGUCACCUGGUGAAGGUGUUUGACCUGGCCUCCUCCUGCUCUCUGGUGUGCUGUGUCAGCAUCAAUCUGGAGUGUGACCCCAUCCACAAGGACAGCUCCAUCCUUGUGUCACACAACUCCAUCAAAGACUUUGUCCUCUUCGCCUACAGGUCGGCGUGCCAGGCAGCUGUGCUCAGUGCCAGAGGGGGGGCGGUGAGGUGUGUGCUGACGGCCCGGCACGGGGCCGCCUCCAUCCAGGGGGUGGAGAUGACCUCCGAGUACCUGCUGCUCUUCUGCAGGUACCCUUACAAGCUGGACGGUGAGAUCAUCCACAUCGAGCUCUUCGGCGUGGCCUCCUUCCAGUACUUGCGUUCCAUCCUGGGCUGCAGCCAGGACUACAUCUCCCAGGUCACUGUCAACCGCUCAGGGACGUACGCCGUAGCCUUCUGCCCCUCGCCCCGCACCGGGGUCACGGAGGUGGUGACCUGGAACUUGGAGACGGAGGACCACAAACACAUCGCACGAUUCCCCGGGGUUCUGACCGCAGGCGUGUGUCUGGACCUGCGCUUCUGUCUGGGGGUGUGCAGCGGAGAGAGGUACCUGAGACUCUGGGACCUGGUGUCCCGCAUCCAUGACCAGACUCUCACCUACAACGUUCACAAGCAGAAGAGCGACGGCACACAAGAGGUCGUCGUCGUGACAACGACCCCACGGUACGCUGUGUGCAGGUCGCUGCGUCCGGGCACCGUGCGCGUGUGGAACUUGGCCAAAAAAAGGUUUGUCGGAAGGCCAGUGCGAGUGGAGCACGGCCUCUACAGCAGCACUGACGUAGCCCUGGUCCACAACCUCAAACUGUACAUUCUGACGGACAGGGGGACAGCCACCUUCACAGACACCCCCUCACCCAUAUUUCAGACUCUGCUGGUGUACGACCUGAUCAAGAGGAGCUACUCGAGGAGGCAGACAGGCCUCUACAUCGCUCCCUGUCCCCAGCAUGAGUACAGGCUUCUGGAUGGACAGAUACUGCUGGGCCUCUCUGAGACUAGAGACCAUCUGAUUCUUUGGGACCUGGAGUCUGGCUAUAUCAAAGGAAGGAUCAAACCUUUCCACAAAGAGUCCCUCCUGUCUAGCAACAGCACAAUCAUAGAACGGCAGUCGCAGAUAUUACCGCCCAAAGAGCCCACAACUCUGAUAAUGCCAUGGGACAGACGCACAGAGAGCCACUCUGGCAGGAAGAGGAGACUGGAGAGGGAGGCGCAAAGGGAGAAGGAAGAGCAGCACAGGCUGGACCGGGAGAAAUAUAACGCCAUCGACCAGUACCUUCUCAGUGACGACCAACAGGUGGUGGUUUGCUCCUACUUUGCUCACCACCUCGGCGUGUUUAGCGUGGCCUCUCAGGACCACCUCCACACCCUGGAAGACAGGGCCUCCCUGCUGACCCUUCACACCGCCGCCAUGACCCGGCCUGGGACACACCUGGUGCUGGCCAACUACAGCCAGGCAGAACACACCUCCUACCUCACCCUCUGGGACCUCCACAAGGGCACAGUGAGGAAGAGGCUGAAGAACGAGCCGGGGGUCUGCUGUGUUGCGAUCACAGAAGACGCCAUCAGGGUCGUCUUCGGCGUCACCGGAAGUAACAAGUUGAAAGUAUGGGACCCCUUCAGGAGAAAUCACAAGACCAUUUCUGGCUACAGAAACCUGAGGAUAGAAGUGUCCAGCCAAUUGUACAUCACCGAAGGAGGUGCCAAAGCUAUUCUGCUCUCAGGUGAAGUCAGCCUUUGGGAUCUGGAGACUUGCAACGUUCUUUCAGUGCUGACCCCUGACGCCCACAUCCAAUGCCUCACCGUACUGGGUGGAACCAGCAGUAGGCUACUGCUGGGCCUUAGCCACAGCCCUGCCCUAAUCACAGUCAGGCUCACAUCACAGACCGUUGCCACAGCUACCAAGAACACCAGGGAAGAAGACCUCUUUGGAGAGUCCAGUAGCAGCGAGGAUGAAGACUUGUAGAUUUUAUGAGGAUUUUGUUAUUCUUGAACUUUUUUUGGGGGGGUGGGGUGCAAUGCUGCCUUAAAUGGCCAAUUCAGC